CAAUGUUAUUUCAUCGUCUUCAGAUCCUACGGAUUUGAGCCGGUGCCCCCCACACCUGGCCCGUACACGUUACCUGCGGGCCGCCCACGACUGGGACAUGUGCUACGAGUUCCAUCUGGAGGAGAGGACCUGGAGGACGGCGCUCACUCUGUGUGGGAGGAGAGGGGGGACACUGGUCACUAUACAGGAGGCCAGGAUACAGUCGUUCCUGAUGCGGUCUCUGGUCUCGUACAGAUGGCCUCGGAACGGCGUGUGGAUUGGGGCCACCGACAAAGAUGAAGAGAUGAAGUGGAAGUGGAUUACAGGUGUGUGUGUGUGGGUGUGAGUGAGUGUG
This is a messenger RNA of Aplysia californica (California sea hare), 334 nucleotides long. RefSeq names its product galactose-specific lectin nattectin-like. The coding region runs from base 98 to 325 and encodes 75 amino acids. The transcript is spliced from 2 exons. Lineage: Eukaryota; Metazoa; Mollusca; Gastropoda; Aplysiida; Aplysiidae. The record is from RefSeq and is a predicted model, not a curated record.